This is a messenger RNA of Belonocnema kinseyi, 1308 nucleotides long. Its product is annotated as trypsin-2-like. Bases 49 to 996 code for a protein of 315 amino acids. Gene Ontology annotation, molecular function: serine-type endopeptidase activity. The record is from RefSeq and is a predicted model, not a curated record. Lineage: Eukaryota; Metazoa; Arthropoda; Insecta; Hymenoptera; Cynipidae. The transcript is spliced from 7 exons. Gene Ontology annotation, biological process: proteolysis.
AUUGAAGACUCGAGAGUGGUGGGUGCGAUCAUCGUGAUAGAGAGAACUAUGUCUCGCUUGAUAUUAAUUUAUUUCUUAUAUUUAUUAUUGUGCAAUUUCGUUCAAGGAACUGACAAUCCUACUAAAAAUAUAACUGAAGUGGAAAAAAAAUUGGAGAUACGAUCGAAUUUAGAUGGUCGAAUAGUAAAUGGGACGGAAGCAUUUCUGGGUCAGUUUCCUCAACAGGUUUCCUUGAGAAGAAGUUGGAGCGGAACACAUUUUUGUGGAGGAAACAUCAUCCAUCCAAAAUGGAUUCUGACUGCAGCUCAUUGCAUGUACCUAGAUUAUGUAGAAAUAAAACCAUGGACCAUAAAAGUAGUAGCUGGUAAUGUACUUUUACAAGGUUCAUCCAGAACAAAUGAAGAAAGGAAUGUACAAAAAAUUAUUAUUCAUGAAGAUUUUAAAUAUGACACUUUGGAGAACGACAUCGCACUUUUGGAACUCAAAUUUCCGUUUUUUCCAAAUAAAGCUGUCCAGAUUGCCAAAAUUCCAACAAAAAGAACGAAGGCACAAACUUUGUGUCAAGUAUCAGGCUGGGGGUAUCUAAAUGAGAAUCGACGUAUCGUUAGCAACGAAUUAAUGUUUAUAGACCUUCCUAUCCUCUCUACAAAAAAGUGCAGAGAACUUCUUCAUGAAGUUUCUCUCGUUCCUGAUGGAAUGUUCUGUGCAGGUUAUGAAGAAGGAUUAAAAGAUUCUUGUCAGGGUGACUCUGGUGGUGGAUUGGUCUGCAAUGGUAUAUUAACUGGAGUUGUUUCUGGAGGGCAAGGAUGUGCGAGGCCGGGAUUACCUGGAUUGUACACAGACGUAUAUUUUUACAGAAAGUGGAUAAAAUCCGCUAUUUCAAAUAUGGACGUGAGCAAUUAUCUCUACAGAAAUAGUGGAUCUUCCCAUUUUUUGAACAUCUUCUGGCUUGUCUCUUUAUCACUGUCUGCGUUUUUACUUACAAUGUAUUGCUGACUCUCGUGUGUCUGUGCUAGAGGAAGUUGUAAACCAAAUGAGUACGCGAUAAUUUGGUAAAAAUUUGUCCCAUUGGACUAAAAAUAGAAUAAGUGAUAAGAAAGGAUAAAAGGGGAAGUAGGUGGAGUGAGGGAAAAUUAUGGGAAGAAAUGUAGGGAACGUACGAAAGUGCGUGAGGAUGAAAUGAGGGGAAAUAAGGUGAAUGAAGACGUACCGGAUUUAAAAGUAAAUGAGGACUGUUGUAUUGAACCAAAAAAGAUGAAAUUUUAAGCAGAAGAGAUCAAUUCUUAAAUAAAACUCAUGAAUUUUUAA